AGUUAAUCUUAGGGCUCAGUACCACAACAUAAAACGAGCAAAAUCCAGGGAGAGAGGCACGGCUAGAGUCACCAUGGGUCGCAUGCACAGUAGAGGCUAAGCUGUACGACAUGAUGAUAGUUGUACUGGGACUGAUUCUGAGUGUGUUAUUGGGACUUCUAAUUUUGAUCCCGCGAGACCGUAAAUCUGGUCUUUCGAAAAAAGUUGAGUCAAAUGCUAGCAAUAAGAAGGCAUCCAAAAUCUACAGUAAAGCUGAAGUCUCUUUGCAUAACAAGAAAACUGAUUGCUGGAUCAUCAUCAAGGACAAGGUUUUUGAUGUUACAUCAUACGUAGAGGAACAUCCAGGUGGUGAUGCCAUCUUAGCACAUGCUGGCGAUGAUUCAACCGAAGGGUUUUAUGGGCCACAACAUGCAACCCGAGUCUUUGACAUGAUUGAAGACUUUUACAUUGGAGAUCUGGAGGCUUAGUUAGUUACAGCUAUUGUUUUGUAAAAUUGACAAGAGGAACAGUUUCUUCCUUCAUUGCCCAAUUUGACAGAUCUUAGUCUUAGAGCAGUAGUUAAUUACUGCCAUUCAUUGGUUUGUGCUUUCCGAA
Alnus glutinosa is the source of this 594-nucleotide messenger RNA. Its product is annotated as cytochrome B5-like protein. The record is from RefSeq and is a predicted model, not a curated record. Gene Ontology annotation, molecular function: heme binding. Gene Ontology annotation, cellular component: membrane; intracellular membrane-bounded organelle. NCBI's taxonomy places the organism in Eukaryota, Viridiplantae, Streptophyta, Magnoliopsida, Fagales, Betulaceae. The transcript is spliced from 6 exons. Bases 111 to 467 code for a protein of 118 amino acids.